AUGGCCGACGGCUUCAGCAACAUCCGCGUCUUUGUCCACUGGCGCGACCAGACCGUCUUCGCGGGCGAGGCGGUCCAAUGCACCCCGCCCUGCUCAUUCUCACAAAGGCCAUCCUCCUCUCCUUUCAACGCUUCGUAUCCCCCCGAUCGAUUUGGCCGCAUACCCGUUCCGAGGAGCCCUCAGUCUUCAACUCUAUCGGUACAGCGCAGGUCCUCCAAGGCCUUGGCCAGCCCCAUGCCCAGCCCCAUGCCCGACUUUCGGUUCCCCGCUGCGCCUGCGCCAGACUCGGAGACGGUUCCGAGCCCUCGAAAAGCGUCUGGCAACAGCAUGCUGAGCCCGAGAACAGGACCGGUUGACGGCAACAUCCCCAUACGCUCAAAGGAACAGCUUCCGCCUGUGCCCGACAGGCCAGUCCUUACCGCCCGCAUACUCUCCAGCACGAGCAUGGCUGGGGGGACUCCUCGAAGCAGCGGUGAAUUUUACUCCAUCAGCAACAACUCGUCCGAGACGUUGGCCUCGGAGUACGUAGCGCCGCCUCUGACGAGAGGUUCCGGGAGACCAUCGUACCCGCGCCGUGGCUCAGCCUUUUCUCCGCAUCAGUCGAGGACCGAGUCGCUGAUGAUGGGCUUUGCCCAAAUCCAAGGCUCCUUCUCGCUGGACGGGUCCCUCAUCAGCCUUGCGCCCUUUGAGCAAGUCAAGAAGAAGGCCGUUGUUGGCGGGCGAGGCGGUGGAGUGGUUGGACUCGACUCGGGACGUCGGGAGAAUGGCCUUUUACGCGGCUUUGGCUGGGGCAGCAUAAGUAAUUCUCUGGGCGAUUUCCUCGGUGGCGGAGAGCUGAGCACCAUCAAGGAGAUGCGUGGGGUUGCAAACUCAAAGGCCGUUCCGUUGCUCAGCACGCCACAGUCGAUCCUCUUCGUCGACCUGCAGCUGGCUCCUGGCGAGAGCCGUUCGUUCGAGUACACCUUCAAGCUCCCGAAAGGCUUGCCUCCUACGCAUAAGGGAAAGGCAAUCAAGAUUUCAUACAGCUUAGUUAUUGGCACUCAGAGACCAGGAGGUGCUAGAGAGCAGCAUGUCCGCACGGUCGAGGUGCCAUUCCGUGUCCUAGGCAGCGUCAACAGCCACGGUGAGAUUCUCGGACACGACCUCAUGAAUCCUUACAUCUUACUACGCGAUGAGGCUCUGGUCAAGAUGGUUGGGAAGCAGCAGAAGAGCCACGCAGAGCGCGAGGCGUCGGGAGGAUCUGCUGCCAUGAGCGACUUUUUAUCAUACGUCGACAGCCUGACGAAUCGGCCUGGCGACAAAACAGGGGGCUCACUGCUGUCCCCAACAGCGACUCCGGAUCUACGGCGGCUUUCGUCAUCUAGCUUUGAAGAGACGACCUCGGCCAAAGAAGCGAUUCGUCUCGCGAUCAUGAAGAGCAACCAGACGGGCCAAGGACAGCAGAGCGCCAGUCGCUUCGAGAUUGCGCGCAACGGGCAGAGGGUCGGCGUGGUGAUGCUGACUCGGCCUGCCUACCGCUUGGGAGAGGUUGUGACCAUGGUCAUUGACUUUGCCGAUGCCGACAUUCCCUGCUAUGCGGUCCAUGCGACGCUGGAGUCAUCUGAAAGAAUAGACUCGUCGCUAGCUCUGCGAUCCGACUCGAGCAUACAUAGAGUAACGCGCAAGGUGUACGUUGCCUCGUCCGAGUCCACGCUCUUCACACGGCGGGUGGUCUUCACCCCUACGAUACCCAUCUCAGCCACGCCCGAAUUCGUCACCAGCGGCGUCAGUUUCGAAUGGAAGAUCCGCGUCGAGUUCGUCGUGCCCUCACAGGGCCACGACGCGUCCAAGGGGCAGCAAACGCCGUAUCCGCUGCUGGAGCAGAUCUCGAGGGACGACAAGGGGGGCUUGGUCCUCGUGGCUGUCGAGAACCUGACGUGCGAGAGCUUCGACGUGCCCGUGCCUCUGCGCGUGUACGGAGCGGUCGGGACCGGGUUGGAGCGCUUGGAGAGGGACGAGGCGUCUGAGGAGGGGCUUAUUGUGUAG
This is a messenger RNA of Trichoderma citrinoviride, 2025 nucleotides long. RefSeq names its product Rgp1-domain-containing protein. Gene Ontology annotation, biological process: retrograde transport, endosome to Golgi. Gene Ontology annotation, cellular component: Golgi membrane; Ric1-Rgp1 guanyl-nucleotide exchange factor complex. NCBI's taxonomy places the organism in Eukaryota, Fungi, Ascomycota, Sordariomycetes, Hypocreales, Hypocreaceae. The transcript is spliced from 3 exons. Bases 1 to 2025 code for a protein of 674 amino acids. The record is from RefSeq and is a predicted model, not a curated record.